This is a messenger RNA of Aspergillus thermomutatus, 495 nucleotides long. RefSeq lists its product as uncharacterized. The coding region runs from base 1 to 495 and encodes 164 amino acids. The record is from RefSeq and is a predicted model, not a curated record. NCBI's taxonomy places the organism in Eukaryota, Fungi, Ascomycota, Eurotiomycetes, Eurotiales, Aspergillaceae. The transcript has 2 exons.
AUGGGCACCCCGGUCUCCUACUGCCACAGCCCGCUGCCCCCGAUCUCCUGUUCGGCGGGGUACUUCCCGGGCGUCUGGCACCCGGGCCACUGCAUCGAGCAGUCGACGUGCUACCCCGUUGACGCGAGCUGGAUCACGACGGAGUGCUCGAACGGGGGCAUCCCCUGGUCGACGUCGACGUUGUAUGAAGGUGUGCUGGCGGGUGAGACGACCAGCACGACGAUUAGUGUUGUGUCGUGCUCGUGUGCCAGGGAUCAGUGGUACAGUAUGACACUGCUGCCUGGGAGGUCGACCGUGGAUACCUUCUGCAUGCCUUCGAGCAACUGUCCUGCUGGGAUGACGACUGCCACCUCCACGGCCGAGUAUUGUCUGACUUCGCCUGCGGCGUGUGAGAGCCAAGGGAUUCCUACGACGGUGAGCUGCAAGUGUGAGCAGCCUGGUCAGACGGCGGUUUAUCCGACCGAAGUUGGAGCUGUUGCCACCGGUUGUGCUUGA